This is a messenger RNA of Nothobranchius furzeri (turquoise killifish), 1354 nucleotides long. Its product is annotated as aldo-keto reductase family 1 member D1. Lineage: Eukaryota; Metazoa; Chordata; Actinopteri; Cyprinodontiformes; Nothobranchiidae. Gene Ontology annotation, biological process: bile acid biosynthetic process. Gene Ontology annotation, cellular component: cytosol. The record is from RefSeq and is a predicted model, not a curated record. Gene Ontology annotation, molecular function: Delta4-3-oxosteroid 5beta-reductase activity; aldose reductase (NADPH) activity.
AAACUCCCCAUAGGUAAUCUGUAUGGCACACAUUCAAACUUUGAGCAGAGCAACGGAGUGCAUCGCAGAUAAUGGCGCUGACAGCCAAAGAUCACUCUGUUCCUCUGGCUGAUGGCAACAGCAUUCCUUUAAUAGGACUGGGAACUUAUGGGAAUCCUCGCAUGACUCCAAAAGGAACUACGUAUGAAGCUGUGAAACUAGCCAUUGAAAUCGGAUACAGACACAUUGAUGGAGCUUUGGUUUACUUCAACGAACACGAGGUGGGACAAGCAAUAAGGGAGAAGAUAGCAGAUGGAACGGUGAAGAGAGAGGACAUUUUCUACUGUGGAAAGCUGUGGAACACAUUCCACCCUCCAGAGCUGGUCCGGCCCGCCCUGGAGAAAACUCUGGAGGCCUUACAACUGGAUUAUGUUGACCUAUAUAUUAUAGAAAUGCCCACAGCUUUCAAGCCAGGAGAUAAUUUCUACCCACGAGAUGAGAUUGGAAAGUACAUUUAUCACGAGACGGACCUCUGCGCCACAUGGGAGGCUUUGGAGGCUUGUAAAGACGCUGGACUCGUAAAAUCACUCGGCGUGUCCAACUUCAACAAACGCCAACUGGAGCUGAUCUUUAACAAACCCGGGCUCAAACACAAACCAGUGUCCAACCAGGUGGAGUGCCAUCCAUAUUUUACCCAACCAAAGCUGCUGGAAUACUGUCGAGAGAAGAACAUCGUCAUCGUUGGGUACAGCCCCCUUGGGACAUCCAGAGAUCCAUCGUGGGUUAACGUAAAAAGUCCUCCACUGUUGGAAGAUGAACUACUGACAUCGAUUGCCAAAAAGUACAGAAAGACCACAGCACAGGUGUGCCUGAGGUUCAACAUACAGAGAGGAGUAGUGGUCAUCCCAAAAAGCUUCAACCCUGCUCGCAUUACCGAGAACUUUGAUAUAUUUGACUUCUCCCUGACGGAAGAUGAGAUGAAGGCAGUUGAGAACCUUAACAAGAACAUUCGUUUUGUGGAGCUCCUCAUGUGGUCAGAUCAUCCAGAGUACCCAUUUCAUGAUAAAUACUGACAUUUUAAAUGUAGUUUGAUAACUUAAGUUUGUGAUCAUUGAUUUAUACUUAAAAUGACUACACUUGAUUAAUGUUAAUUAUUCAAUGAUUAUAAUGACAUUUUAAGAAAAAUAUCAAAUCGCUGUAAUAAACACGUAUAAAAAACAUUGUUCAAUUCAUUGCCAAAUGGUUUUGUCAGAGUUGUGGACAUGGUGUGCCACUGACUAUCUAUGUAAAUUACAUAAAAUAAAUAAAUAAACCUUGUAGAAAAGGGUUAUUGAUAGUACUGUAAAACACAUUAAAAGAUGUUGGACAAAUGCGA